Molecule: messenger RNA, 1999 nt
Organism: Haliotis rubra (blacklip abalone)
Lineage: Eukaryota; Metazoa; Mollusca; Gastropoda; Lepetellida; Haliotidae
Product: tektin-3-like
Exons: 10
Coding region: 458-1834 (458 amino acids)
Biological process (GO): cilium movement involved in cell motility; cilium assembly
Cellular component (GO): nucleus; microtubule cytoskeleton
Source: RefSeq, a predicted model, not a curated record
AUUUGUCUUACAUAAGUUCAGGCCUCUUGAAAUAUUUGCCGCCCUUUGCCCAAGUGCCAUCUGCUCAUCGGGACCUGACAUAACAAUAUCUUGAUUAUUUUCAAGUGACGUCAGCUCUCCAGACUACAGAUCGGGGUCUCCCUCGUCUGUUGCUGGGGGGAGGUGAUAAAGUAUUGCAUGAUUUAUUGCCCUCUGUCAGAAAGGAGAUCAACAUGUCAUAUAUCUCUUGAUAGUACGUCGUCCAACACGAGACCCUCAAGACCUACUCAAAACGCCAAACCUAUACCUCGCUACAAUGGUCAAACUUCUAAGUAGCACGUGCAAAGUCUUAGGUAAAUGGAACAGUGAUCAUUAAAUAGAUGAGAGAGAAGUUUAAUGAAGACUUAAUGAUUCAUACAAGGAGAAGUCUGAUCUAUCGCCACCAAGAACCGAUCGUAAAGUGUAAACGUUAUCGACCAUGUCUUCCUACGAGUUCCCAUCCCUUGCCCGAAACAGCAGUGCUACACCAAUGAUGGGGGUCCUGCCCUACGUGGCCGACAAGACGGUCACCCGCCAUCUUGGUGGUGCAGGCGGGGCUCAUGCCAAGUCGUACUUCAACCCAGCCACCAACAGCGUCAACGCUCGCUACACCCAUUCCGACUGGUCCCUCUCCAACAACGUCAACUUCAGUAUGUCGGAUAAAGAGAGGGCCUUUGCCGAGCAGGUGCGCGCUGACGCCUGGCAGACUGUGAAGGAGACGGAUGCACAGACCAGGAACAGACAGACUGACGUCACCAAGAGGCUAGGGGAUCGUGUGUAUGACAUCGCCUUCUGGAAGACGGAACUGAAUAAUGAGAUCUGCGCCAUGGCCACCGAGACAGAGAACCUGAAGGAGUACAAACGCACCCUGGAGAAGGCCUUAGGUGACACCGCCAAUCCUCUGAACGUGGCCGAUGAGUGUCUCAUGCACAGGGAGAAGAGGCAUGGCAUUGACCUCGUCAAUGAUGAAGUGGAGAAGAGUCUCGUGAAGGAAGUUGACGUCAUCAGGAAGUGCCAGGCUAAAAUGAAGCAGGUCCUUGAGAAGGCUUUCAUCCAGAUCAAGAUGAACCGAUCUGCCCAGCACGCUAUGGAGAUCGACGCCAAGGACAAGCACCACGCCCAGAAUCUGGAUGACCGCAUGCAGCAGCUCAAGAAUAGUACAGGCGGCAUCGGCUACUACCCCGGCAUCGAGGCCAUCGACAACACAAUCACCCUCCCCGCGUCCUGGGCGCAGUACACCCAACAGAACAUCGCCCGCUCCCAGAGGGAGAGGGCGUCCUCAGAGAAACUCCGCGGUGCUAUUGACACCUGCCUCCGUGAGUGCGCCACCAAUAUGUGGAGCAACUUCAACACUGUGAACAACAACUUCAACACCCGAAUCCGAGAGUCAGAAGACGCUAGAAACAAACUGCAGGCUCACUUGCAGAGGACCAUGCAGGAGAUCUUCGACAUGGAGAAGAACAUCGAGCUGCUGAGGAAGGCAAUCAAGGACAAGGAGGCGCCGAUGAAGGUGUCCCAGAGUCGUCUUGACGAGCGAACCAGGAGGAUCAAUGUGGAACUCUGCAACGACCCCGUCAUGAUCUCACUGCAAAAUGAAGUGCGCGAGAUCCGUGAGUCUGUCCGCAUCCUGAAGGAGCGUCUCAAGGCCUCCGAGAUGUCUCUUGCUCGUCUCAUGAAGACCAAGGCCACUCUGGAACACGACAUCUCCGUCAAGGAGAACAGUCUCCGCAUCGACUCCCAGUGGUGUAUGGGAAUGAGGAAAGGGUUCCCUAUGGACCCCAAAGUUGGACCCAUAUUCCAGAUGCCAACAUGUUAGGGACUUGCAUCAGGACAAUGAUAAACCGACUCUAGUCAGUCAGCAUUCACUCACCUGAGUUUCAGUUAGCCUGUUCAUACAUCAGCAAGUACAUUGUAAAUUAUCACACGAGGUCUUUUGACCUUGGUAGUUGUACAUGUUUUCAAAUAAAAUCAUAUAAACUAA